Mya arenaria is the source of this 1209-nucleotide messenger RNA. RefSeq lists its product as uncharacterized. Gene Ontology annotation, cellular component: cytoplasm; plasma membrane. Gene Ontology annotation, molecular function: GTP binding; GTPase activity. Gene Ontology annotation, biological process: vesicle-mediated transport; intracellular protein transport. Lineage: Eukaryota; Metazoa; Mollusca; Bivalvia; Myida; Myidae. The transcript is spliced from 3 exons. The coding region runs from base 191 to 766 and encodes 191 amino acids. The record is from RefSeq and is a predicted model, not a curated record.
AUGACUACAAUCCCGAAAUGUCAGCGAUUUCACGUGUACGCGAAAGCAAAUUCAGACCAUAUAAAACGCCGCAAGUCCAUAUUAAAUCAGAAAGCAAAGAGAAAUUAGAGAAAUAAAGUUAGCUGUGAUAUAAAAGCUGCGGAUUUUUAACUUUUUAUUUUGAAUUCAUUGAUUACUAUUGUAAUACACUAUGGGUUUACUUCUAUCGAGACUUUCCAAGCUGUUUGAGGACUGGGGCACGACCCAGGCCAGGAUCCUGAUGCUCGGGCUAGAUGCCGCAGGAAAGACAACCGUUUUGUACAAGUUGAAGCUGAACGAGACCGUAUCCACGAUUCCCACGAUCGGGUUUAACGUGGAGACCGUGUCUCCCGUGAAGGGCCUCACGUUCACCGUCUGGGACGUCGGUGGACAGGAUAAGAUCCGACCUCUAUGGCGCCACUACUUCCAAAACGCUGAAGGCUUGAUAUACGUGGUUGACAGCUCGGACCGGAGCCGGAUGGCGGAAGCCCGGGAGGAGCUGUUCGGUAUCCUUGAGAGUGACGAGAUGAGGGGCGUCCCAGUCGUCGUUCUCGCUAACAAACAGGAUCUCCCGAACGCUCUGUCGACUUCGGGUGUUGUGGACCAGUUGUGCCUUAACAAGUUGACUGGCCGGAAGUGGUACGUGCACGGCUCGUGCGCCACGACCGGAGACGGGAUUUAUGACGGCAUGUCGCACCUGUCCACCAUGGUCAAAGAAUUCAAAAAAGGAAACAACAGCCCGUACUGAGGAGUCCGGACGGACACCAGAGAAAAUACCCCGUUCACUGACACACUGAAUAACUGUACGUGUUGUUCACUGUUACUGUCAUGUGCACGAUCGUGCGCGCAUGUGUUGAGCGUAGACUGGAACAUUGAUUUUCUAUUACCAUAUCGAAAGAACAUCAUAUUUUACGAGUUCCAUCAUACAGUGUGAUGUAUAAAAAUAUGCAUGUUAUUACAACUGCAUUUAUCAUAAUAAUCGUCUACUUCGGUACCGUGUCACAAAAUUAAUAGUGUACACACCUGUCUUGAGACUGUGAUAAUCCACGUGAUUUGCAUUUCUGUUAUAUUUCUAUUAUAUUGUUUGUAAAUUGGUAUAUUUUUAUAUGCGUUAUAUCCAUUUCGUACCUUACUUGUUGUGCAAUAUUGAUGUGUGUUUUUGUUGAUUUAAAAUAAAUACUUACAAUUGGA